This is a messenger RNA of Laccaria bicolor S238N-H82, 948 nucleotides long. RefSeq lists its product as uncharacterized. The transcript has 2 exons. Bases 1 to 948 code for a protein of 315 amino acids. The record is from RefSeq and is a predicted model, not a curated record. NCBI's taxonomy places the organism in Eukaryota, Fungi, Basidiomycota, Agaricomycetes, Agaricales, Hydnangiaceae.
AUGGCAGACGUCCCCGCUUUAUACCGGCCAGGAUCAACCUUGAACAUCACCACAUCGAAACUCUACCAUCUUACCGUCGUUGUUGAGAAGGUUUUUACCCCGUUUACAACUAGCCAAGUCUUGGUUGUUCGCAUUCUCUCGCCCCUGCCCAGCCAUCCGUUCCUUCUCAAUUCUUUAGCCAUCUUGAAGAUAUAUGAUCCUCGCUACCUCGAAGAACGUGAAGCUACAUACUCAUCGGACGACGGCUCCCUCUUGCAGGCAGAGCAUCCUUGGACCUUGGAGAAGGAGAUAGCAGUAACAGAACAUCGCAAGGUUCAUCCUGAUUGCCACAGGGACUGGCAUUGCGACUGCGUGGAUUACGAGGUGAAUGUUGAACUAAACAUGUACGGGAGGGCAAUAGAUAGCUGGACGCGAGAGGUCGACGCAUACCACAUUCUGGCGGGCUCUUCCCUUUCUGGCUCCACCGUGCCUAUAUUCUAUGACUCUGGCGAUCUAAUCCUCGAUGAAACUCGAGCUAUUAUUGCUCGCGUCAUUCUUCUCGAAUAUAUUCCAGACGUUACAAGUGUUUCUGGUCUAGGAGAUAUCAGGACCAUCGCGCCACGGCAUGUCAGCACUCUCAUCGCGGCUGCGGUCAAACUGAACGAGCUAGGCGUUGUUCAUAGAGACAUCAAUCGCGGAAAUAUCCUGGUUGGUCCGAAGCGUGCAGUGAUCAUUGAUUUUGGCGAGUCCAUCUCUCAGAUACAGGGUGGGAUCAAGAAGUUUUCAGACGAUGAUUGGUGGUUUCAGGUGGAUGGAUCUAAAGAUCCAAUCGCAGUGGAGAGGAUGGUGACGAAACCGGAUCCUACAACCGCGAGUCGGCUCGCAGAUGCAGAUGGUUUCCAAUCAAAGAGGGAAACGACCUGCCGAUUAUCCAACGGUUAUCUUAUCGCACAGGCUUUAAUUGUAUAG